This is a messenger RNA of Rhinopithecus roxellana (golden snub-nosed monkey), 530 nucleotides long. RefSeq names its product formin-like protein 14. The transcript is spliced from 2 exons. The coding region runs from base 96 to 440 and encodes 114 amino acids. The record is from RefSeq and is a predicted model, not a curated record. NCBI's taxonomy places the organism in Eukaryota, Metazoa, Chordata, Mammalia, Primates, Cercopithecidae.
GAAGCCACCCUCCAGAAAGGAGUAAGAACCGCUCUGGAACAUUCCCAGGAAAGGUCGCCGGGGGGCAGACCUGUGCGGCUACGCGGACCCGGCGGAUGCGGCGGACCCAGAGCCUUCGCAGGGCAGCCCCUGCAGCCAGCGAGCUCCGACUCUCGCUCUUCAGCGAACACCGCCCUUGGCGCCACGCCCACCUCCACCCGCGGCCACCUUCCCUCCCUCCCACCGCCAGACCUUCAGACGGGAUCUACCCCGGGCGGCCCCCAGCACGGGUCUCAGCCCCCUCCAGACUGGGGUUGUCGCCACCCUGCACUGAAAUGGCGGCAGCCAGCUCCCUCCUGCCGCAGCCGGUGGCAGCCAGCUCCGGGCCUGGCUGGCCCCGCCCACCCUGUGUCUCGCGUGGCACCCACGGCGCUGUUCCUGUCCCGCCUGUCUUAUCGUGACCUCACCCGGCUCCAGACUCUCACAUGUUUACGCCUUCAGCCCUGCCCAGCCCUGGACCCCAAGUCCCCUCCAGUAUUUCUUUUUCCUUU